AUGAGGCUACUUUCUCAGAUUGUAGAGAAACCUUCAAAAGUACGAUUUACAUUCGAGAAACUCCGAACAACUGUUAUUAACCCCUCCGAAAAUUCACUCCAAAAGACCCGAAGAUACCGAAGAAACAUUUUCACCGACGCUACUCUGAAACAAAACAGAUGGAUUCUGUUCUUUUUCCUCUAUGGUGUUCUUAUCAUGUUGUUCGUGGUUCUGUGUAUGUUAUGGACAGUUCGCAAAAGAAGACAAAGUCAAUCAUCAGUGAAUAAUGAUAGCCCUGAAAACGACACUCCCAAUAACAGUCAAAACAAUCAUCAACGAGAAGAUAUCACAAUGGAAACGAUAACGCAGCUAGAGGAAACUGAACCUCUCUUGAAUACACAACAAGAAAACGAAGAAUGUCCUUCUGACUUACUUUCGGGUCCAAUCAACGAACGCAUCGAUUAUCUCAAAUUUGACGAGUCUCGCGAGAUCAAAAGAAGCAAUAUAAAGAUGUUCAAGCCAAUCGGAAAUGGGCAGUUCGGAGCGGUUCAUAUAGGUCUAUUGAAGAGAUCAAACACAACGUGGGAAAAGGGACCAACGCUUCCUGUGGCUUUAAAACGUCCUAUACAUCAUUACAACGCGGCAAAUUUGCAAUUGACUUACGAAGAACUUAAAUUAAUGUGUGCGAUUGGAAAGCAUCCUAAUGUGAUUUGCCUUAUUGGAGGUGUCGUCAAUGGCUUGCAAAAACAAGCAGAAACUUGGAUUGUUUCCGAGUAUGUUGAAUGCGGGGACCUUUUGGAGUUUUUGCGAAAAAGCCGAGACAUUUUCGAAAAUAAGCUGAUCAGCUCGCAAAAUGGAUAUAUGGUUCCUACAAAGAAGUUGUACCUGUCAAAAGAAGAACCAGAGAAUGGAAAGGCGAAAUUAUCAACAUAUGAUCUUCUUUCGUUUGCCUAUCAAAUUGCAAAUGGAAUGGAUUAUUUGGCAAAGAUUAGGUUGGUUCAUCGUGACUUGGCUCUACGUAAUAUUCUUAUCAACAAGAACAAAACAAUUCGAAUUGCGGAUUUUGGCUUGGCUAGAAAAAAUAAUAAAGGAUACUACAGGGUGAAACACAUGGAAACCCAUCUUCCAUAUUACUAUAGUUCCCCGGAAAGUUGGGAUACUCAAAAAUUCAAUGAGAAAUCAGAUGUUUGGUCAUUUGGCGUUUGUUUGUAUGAGAUUUUUUCGCUGGGAAAAGAACCGUAUGCAGAUGUCAAAGAAGUCCAAAAUAGUAAAAACGAUUUGAUGGUUUACUUGAAAGCUGGGAAUCAUUUAUCGAGACCCGAGUUUUGCCAUCCAGAAGUGUACAAAGUGAUGGAAUUGUGCUUCAAUCUCGACGUCGACGUUCGUCCAAACUUUUCUCUCUGCUUAGAAUACUUCGCGGAGCAUUUGAGUACCGCAGCAAAACCCUUAUUUGAAGAAAUCGAGCAUAAUUUACAAUUGGAGGCAGAGAAGCAACGGAAGCUGUCUGAUUGGGUUCAAGAUGAUGAUGAUGAUGAUGAAUAA
Messenger RNA from Caenorhabditis briggsae, 1521 nucleotides. RefSeq names its product Protein CBR-KIN-15 (gene Cbr-kin-15). Gene Ontology annotation, cellular component: signaling receptor complex. The transcript is spliced from 8 exons. Bases 1 to 1521 code for a protein of 506 amino acids. Gene Ontology annotation, molecular function: transmembrane receptor protein tyrosine kinase activity; ATP binding. NCBI's taxonomy places the organism in Eukaryota, Metazoa, Nematoda, Chromadorea, Rhabditida, Rhabditidae. The record is from RefSeq and is a predicted model, not a curated record. Gene Ontology annotation, biological process: positive regulation of kinase activity; multicellular organism development; protein phosphorylation.